AUGUCAGCCUUUGACCGUGAAGAGGAAUACUUUCAAUUUGCUUUGGAAGUGACCAAAAAAGCUGGUCAUUUGGUCAAGACCGCGUUUGCCAAGCAUGAGAGCGCAGUUACCACGAAAGCAUCGGCCACGGAUUUGGUGACCGAAACUGAUAAGGCGGUGGAAGAGCUGUUGAUCAAGAGUAUCUCCGAGAAAUAUCCUGAUCAUCAGUAAGGAGAUUUGUUACCUAAAGUUUCAUUAUAAAAUCUAAUAUCUGUUAUAUUGACUAUAGCGAGAGUUUAUUCAAAUUUUUUGUUGAUUAUGACGAUUUUUUAAAUGAUAUAAGAUUUUACAUUAUCUAUUCAUUUUCCAGAUUUAUUGGUGAGGAAUCCGUUGCCGCGGGCAAAAGAUCCCCCUGGACCGACGCCCCAACCUGGAUCAUCGACCCAAUCGAUGGUACCACCAACUUUGUGCACCGAAUCCCGUUUGUGGCCAUUUGUGUUGGCCUUACCAUUAACAAAGAGUUAAGGGCGGGUAUAGUGUACAACCCCAUCACCGAAGAGCUUUUCACCGCCCUCAGAGGACGUGGAGCUCUGAAGAAUGGAUUCCCAAUUCAUGUUAGCAAGACUUCAGGUAGGAUAAGGCUAGCUUGACUACAAGACGCUAUAACUUUCCUUACAGACAAUAUUGCAAACUGAAUUUUUGGUAGAAGCAGUACCAUACUAUGGUACUUAAAAUAGUAUAAAAAUUUUUUCUUUUUGUUGUUUGUAAUGAAAGUUAUUUCGUUUUUAGUAGCAACGUCCCAGAAAUGGCAAUAACUUUCUCUACAAAAUCAAAAAAUGGAAAUUUUUUGUGACAAUACAAACGUUAUGGUUUUUUAAAAUAAAAAAAAAGUUUAUCACCUUUAUAUACCUAAAAUGACCAUCCAAAUUUAGAAUUUAACAAGUCGGUUAUUUGCACCAGUUUGGGGAUACACAACAUCGUUGAGAAGGGUCAACAAUGGCUUGACAUUGCACUCGACAAUCACCGCCGAUCGGUGGCCGCCGGAGUUCGAGGGUGUGUUUUCGUAUUUUACGUUGGCUUAAUGUCCAAUAACUAUAAGUUGGUUUCUCGUCAAAAUACUAGGCUUUACCAUAGUAAAAUGAGAAGCCCAAAAAGUUAAGUGGAAACAAAGUUAUUGCGGAUUUAUAGCCUAAAAUGAAGGAAAAACAGUGAAAAUGUUGAUAAAUGAGCGAUGCGUAUCCCCAAAAUGGUUGGAAAUGGCUGCAAAUUUAAUAUGAUGCCAAAAUUAAUGUUAUCUUUCGAUUGUCAAGUUUAAACUUGUGUUGUAGUACUUUCUGACGCCGUGGUACUAGCUCAAUUGGGUGCGGACAGAUGUCCCGAACAGCUUCGCUCAUUUGUCAACAAUUUCACCGCUUUAAUGGUCGAUAAAAACUGUCAUGGGUAGGAUUGUUAUUGUAGAUAUAUUGUAGUAGGUCUAUUGUAGUCGGUUAUCAUAGCAUAGCGUUUUGAGUUUUGAACUACAGUAUUUGUGUUUGGAAUGAAAAAAUGGGGUUUUAGCUAAAAAUUUAGAUUCAUGUUAAGGGUUGUUACAAAAAGCGCGAUAACUUUGUUUCCAGCUGGGCUUUUUGAAAAAUUUUAAAAGAUAUCUUACAAGGAAAGUGCCCGACCUGCCCCACUCUUAUUGACUUCAAACUUUUUAUAAAGAAAGAUCAUGUAAAUAUAAGAUCUUCAGCAAAGUACUAAAUCGCGCUUUUCAGGAAAUCUCGAGAAAAUCGAGAUUAAAAAAUGACUUUUUGAAUUUCCUUUCAAAUUGGCAUUGUGUUUCAAGCUUGUAACUUUGUCAUUUUUUGGCUUUUAAGAAUUUUUCUUUGAUAUACUAGUAGAAAACCGUUAAAUGAACCUACAUUUUUAAAUUUGUAAGCGUAUCUUGUCUGGAAAGCGGAAAAAAGUGCUUGGAACACAAUGCCAAAGUUGCCAAAUUGGCGGGAAACAGGGACGUCGUUUGGGGGGGGGGAGGGGGGCAGGGGGGGGUACCCCCCCUCCAGAGCCGAUCCAAAAAAAAUUCCACAGGUAGGUACCUGUACGCGGAAAAACGAAAAAAAAAAUUUUUGAAAAAUCGGUCCACAGGUAGCUAGCUACCUGUGGACCAAAAAAAAUUUUUUCGACCUCCCCCCCCCCAGAGAAAAACCGUAGCGACGUCCCUGGCGGGAAACCCAAAUAAUUUAAAUUUAAAACUCAAAAGCGCGAGCUAAAAUUUCUUAUGGGUACUAUUGGUGGUACAAGGAAUUCACAUAAAAAUUUUGAGCUGAAUCUGAGCGGGGCAGGUAGGGUACUUUCCUUGUUAGCUAGUUGCAUACUGUUUGAUAUUUGCUGUAAUUUGUGCAUUUUCAAUUUUUGUAAACAAAGUAAUUGCGUUUUUCCUACACCCUGCCUUGGAUAUGCGCAAAUCUCCUGGAAAAACGCAGUAACUUUCUUUCCACGAGCCCAUUUCAGAAAAUAUUCAAAAGUCUAAUUUACCAUGCCUUUCUAACUCUAAAAACCUCAUUUCAGCCACCGCGCCUUCGGCUCGGCCGCCAUCAACAUGGUGUAUGUUGCUCAAGGUUCAGUAGACGCGUAUGUUGAAUAUGGUAUUCAUUCAUGGGACAUUGCCGCGGCCGCGAUUAUCGUGCAGGAAGCGGGCGGUGUUGUGAUUGACCCGACUGGUAGUGAGUUCAAUUUGAUGGCUAGAAAGGUGUUGUGUGGCGCUUCGAAGCCGUUGGUGCAGGAAAUGAGCAAGAUCUUGACUCAUGUUGAGUUUGAGCCUGAGCUUUAA
Bursaphelenchus okinawaensis is the source of this 2791-nucleotide messenger RNA. The record is from the annotation of a GenBank genome assembly. Lineage: Eukaryota; Metazoa; Nematoda; Chromadorea; Rhabditida; Aphelenchoididae.